This is a messenger RNA of Conger conger (European conger), 2032 nucleotides long. It is a transcript of the gene slc25a43, whose product is annotated as solute carrier family 25 member 43. Gene Ontology annotation, biological process: transmembrane transport. Bases 141 to 1175 code for a protein of 344 amino acids. NCBI's taxonomy places the organism in Eukaryota, Metazoa, Chordata, Actinopteri, Anguilliformes, Congridae. The transcript is spliced from 5 exons. The record is from RefSeq and is a predicted model, not a curated record.
CUCUACAGACAACAUGACUGGUUGUCUACUGAGAAGAUGAUGUCGGUGUAAACAUCCACUGUGUUGGAUUUACUAAAUUACAGGCAAUACAUCCAGAUUGAACUAUUGUAGGCCAUUCAUUCUAACCGAACAACCGAAUAAUGGCAACCGUCAAAAAGGAUGAGAGACUGACAAAUUCACAGAGCUUCCUAUGCGUGGGAUUUGCUGGAAUCUUCAGCAAAACAGCCACGUCUCCAUUGGAGGUUGUAAAGAUUAAAAGUCAGAUUGGGACGUUUCACAGCAAAAUAGGUUUUUUAAACACUUUUCUUUUAAUCUACAAGAAUGAAGGCCUGCGAGCAUUGUGGAAAGGAAAUAUGGUUUCGUGCCUUCGGUUGUUCCCUUACAGUGCGAUACAUCUGGCAACCUACAAAAAGAUUGUCCACUUGCACAUGGACGAAUUGUGCUACAUCUCUCAGUGGAGGGCUAUUGCUGCCGGUGGACUGGCCGGGAUCGCCGCUGCCCUGGUCACGUACCCCCUGGAGGUGGUGGAAACAAGGCUCAUCGCCCAGAACUGCCGGCAGCCUACGUACAGGGGAGUCCUACACAGCCUCUCUAGCAUCGUCCACCAAGAAGGACUGAAGUCCCUCUAUAGAGGCUUCUCCCUGACAGUCAUCGGUGCUGUGCCUUUCUCCCUGGGCUGUUAUGCGGUGUACAUUAAUUUGGAGAAUCUGUGGCAGGAGCCCAGCUUUCGCUUCACGCCGCUGCAGAACUUCAUCAACGGUUGCGUGGCCGCGGGUCUGGCCCAGACCCUCUCUUUCCCCUUUGAGACGGUCAAGCGGAAACUGCAGGCCCAGAGCGCUCUGCUGCCGCACUGUGGCGGGGCUGACGUCCAUUUCAGCGGCACGCUGGACUGCUUCAGGCAAGUCGUCAAAAACAAGGGGAUUCUGUCUCUGUGGAGCGGCCUCACCGCCAACGUGAUCAAGAUUGUGCCCUACUUUGGCCUGCUCUUCAGCUGCUUUGAGAUGUGCAAGCAGAUCUGCCUGUACCGGAACGGCUACAUCGUAUCGCCGCUGAGCUACCAGCUCACCCCGGGCGUGGACCAGAGCCUGGGCCCCUCAGAGCUAGAGGAAGUGAAGCGGUACCUGAGGAACAGGAACUUCUGCGCAAAGCAGUCAACCAUCGACAACCGGUGGUGACACAGGCCUCCAGGCCCUAAGGCCCCAAACUGCUGAGGAAGAAUCCUCAACUCAGUCUGCCUGCACCUCCCCAAAUGGAGCAGAAAUGUUUGUUGGACAAGUUUGGGGAGGACACUGUGUCUCGAUUGGGGAGAAGCAAUGGUGCGGAUGUUUACUGCAUAGUUUGUGGUGUCCCUGUGAAUUACCCGAGGCAGUACAUAAUGCAGUUGGUCCAGUUGUUAGGAAGCGUGUAUUCCUCAUGCCACAUUGUAUUUGCAAGUGGCAAUGCAUUACACGGCAACAUUCACAUACUCAGCGGUACUUACUUCCAAGUAAGUUUGCGUUCAGGCCACAACCUGCAAUACCAUUCUCUAAACUUGAAGCUUUUGUGUGAAUUGCCUUUAUUCAUUCAAAACUACAGGGAGUCCAUAAUGCACAGUAUUAUGUCAUGGUUAGGUUCCAAGCACAUCCAAAAUAAAGGAUAGGACACAGAAAUAUGAAGCACUGAUCUACUGCUGCUAAAGAGAUUUUUUUCUGCAGAAUCAUUGGAAUUAUGUUAAUGCAUUAAUGCUAAUACAAGUAUUGCUGGCAUUGUGUUUGAUGCACACAUCUACACCAAGGAAAUUUGUGUGGUUAUUUUUUAUGUAGAUCUACGUUAAUUUACUUUAAUUAUCUCGUAAUGGAUUUUUUUCAUUCCUGAAAUGAAGUGCCAAUCAGAUGCUGAAAGCACAUUGCCACAUCUCUAGAAAUACAGACCACUCCAUUGAAAUUUCAUGGAAAAUGCAAUUACUGUCUGUCAUAUGAUGUUUAUAAGUAUUUCAUUUACUAAAGAAAGUGUAUUUUCAUAUGUGUAAUAAAACAAAUGUGCAUUGAAUGAU